Brassica oleracea var. oleracea is the source of this 485-nucleotide messenger RNA. RefSeq lists its product as uncharacterized. Bases 40 to 336 code for a protein of 98 amino acids. Gene Ontology annotation, cellular component: EKC/KEOPS complex. The record is from RefSeq and is a predicted model, not a curated record. Lineage: Eukaryota; Viridiplantae; Streptophyta; Magnoliopsida; Brassicales; Brassicaceae. The transcript is spliced from 4 exons.
AAAAAAAAAAAAAAAAAAAAAAAAAAAAAAAAAAAACGAAUGGCUGCGACUGUCCCUGCAACUGCAAGUGCUCCUUCUAACCAAGGUUGGGAUUUUAGCUGUAAAUUGGAUGUGAAUUUCGAAUCAGAAGAACAUGCUUUGAUUGUAUACACAACGUUAGACGUUGAUAAAGAGUUGCAGCCUGAUAAAGUGAGAAGAGUUAUGUCGGUAUCAGACAACAAGCUUUCUGUGCACUUUGAGGCAUUAGAGGCGAGGUUUCUCCGAGCAUCGUUCUCUGCGUUUGUAGACGUUCUUUCUCUCGCCACAAGAACCAUUCAAGAAUUUGGGCAAAAGUAAAACACCAGUGUGAAACAAGAAGUUUGAUUCUUUCUUAUUUCCCUGCUGCAAUUCAGUUAUUGAAGCGUUAAUCAAACAUUGUACUAUUAUGGUGGUGACUAAUUAAUCUGAGAAGUGAGAAAAAUAUAUAUAUUUUUCUUAGAACAACA